CGCAGCUGCAUAAAAAAGCAAUAUGGUGACUAACGAAUUAAUCAACUGUUGAGGAUAAUCAAGAAUACAAAUGUUUAAUAAUAUUACCAACUUUUGGGAUGGAUGGUGGUGAAGUUGAGUGAUGAACUUGACGUGAUUAAAAGCCUUUCAGGGGCUAAAGAGAGGAAACCAUGUGCGAUGUGUGUGUUGACUUUCACGACCUUCUGCUUUCCUAUGAUGAAAGAUCAUCGAAGGAACAAGAUGGAUUGGCCACUCUUUGUAUUUCCGAUGUGGACAUAACGCUGCAUUAUGUUAAUCAAUGGGUGCAAAGGCAAUGUAUGUGCUGUUAUCGAGAAAUAAAAAAUUUUGACCGAUUCAUACGACUGACGCAAAGCGUUGUGUUAUGCACACUACAACAAUUACAAAUAAUACAACAAAAUGGGCAACAAACUAACGUUGGGAAAGCACCGCCCAAAAAUGAGAAAGAAGAAGAGGAAAAAACAGAUGAAGGAAAGGUCGACGACUCCGAUUUUGCGCAAAUAGAGAUGCAAGCAAAACAGAAUUGGUCUCAGCAGGAUAGAGAAAAAUUAUUCCACCUUCUUUCAAAGAUAUUUUUAUUAAAUUUUCCUCUCUAUAUCGCGAUGAAGCAUGGUGGUGCAAUCAAUCCUUUAGCUCCGAUAAAAGAUGAAGGAGGAUAUUGCGAGCCCCACGAUCCAGAAGUACCAGCUCCUUUGAUUAGAGCAGUUUCCAUAUUUUGCCAUCAAGGUGGCUUCAAUUUAAUGUCGGCUUGUUUCGAUAUGGAGAACACUUUGCCCGUUAGUCUUGCACACUCCAUGGUUGCAGUGAUUUGUAACUUGAAACUUUGGUUGAAUUAUGGUAGUGUUAUUCAGCUUUUUAUACCUUUGCGCAGUCGUGUUAUGAAAUACAUGUGCCGCUUAGGGGACAAAGAAUUGCGCACACCCGCAGUCAGAACAAUGGCAGAUUUCAUGUGGAGCGCCGUGAAGGAUCCCAUCGAUGCCGUUCUGCCAAGUUUCGAUCGCGAUGGAUUGGAUUUAGCAUUUAAAUAUUUUACUAGUACAACUUUAACUAUGAGACUAGCAGGAAUAGCUCAGAUAAAUGCUCAUAUCACUGCAUUCAAUGAACUCUGCAAUAGCGAAACUGUCGCUGAAGUGGAACAAGUAGGCCACGCGUUGGCCGCUUGGUUAACCGAAAAUAAUAUAAUAGCUCAUAUAUUUGGACCAAAUUUGCAUGUAGAAGUUAUUAAACAGAGUCACAUUGUAUUAAGUUUCUUAGCAAUGGAAGGUAGAAUCGCGUCCUCGGACAUGGACACCAUGUGGCAAGCUGCGCAGUUGAAGCACUGCGGACGCCCAGUAUAUGAUUUGUUGGCACCUUUAGUAAAACAUUUGGCUCCGACUCCAGUUUUACAUUUAUACUCCUUGUUAGGCAAAUUAGAGCCAAAAGACCACACGGAACAGAGUUUAUUCCUGGCGUCUGCUUUGAUCAAAUUUAUUUGGACAGCAGGUGGUUCGGGUUAUCCAAGAGGUUUAACUAUAAAAAAUAGAGAAAUUUUAAGAGGCGCUAGUGGUGUUGGCGGUAGCAGUACUAGCGAUCCUAGUGGAAUGGAUGGAAGCAGUCCAGACGAAGACGAAGAAGAACCUAGUCCUGCUCCAUCCGAAGGACCUUCGCCGAGGAAACAGGCGAGAGGCGAUAGCAGCGAUGGAGAAGGUCCUUUCAAAGCAAAAAGCGUGGGUACCGCAGUCGUUCAAACGAACUUGAACGAAGCGGAAGGUUCCUCAUUAGAGAAAUCUGAAUGUAAUCCUGAACAGAUGAAGGAUUCAACGUGCGCCAUACAAGACGACAUAAAGGAAAAACAAAGUGGUUCGGAUGCGGAGGCUGAUACAGAGAAAUCCAACGCGGAAGAAGCGGUCGCGAUCGAAAAGAAGAAGAGGAAAGUGUUGAGGAAACGGAAAAAACCACAAAAACGUUCUUUAGUUACCGCGAAUAAAACAUUCGAAGACAUUGUUAAUCAAGAAAGUGGUAUGAAAGCAAAGGAUUUAAUAUUGGAUAUGAAGAAUAGAACGGAAGACGUUUUGAACAAUACUUUGGAUGCGAGUGGACUAGCGUCUUUAGACGAGCCGAAAGAUGUCGAUGCGCUGGAUCGGGUGAAACAGCAGGCGAUGGCUUUAGAUCCAAGCGAUCAACAAGUUCCAACAACAGCAGCACUGCUGAGAAGAGCUAAUAAAAAUAAGUACAUGUCGUUAGUAGGGCACAACGUGGAUCGAGCUCCAGACUCUGCGGAUACUUCGCACGACGAAGACGAUAGCGACGUAGUUGGCGUUCUCGCAGCGGCGGAUGGACCCGGCGCUGUUAUAUCUGAACUCGCUGGUUUAGUACACGCGACAGGACCGACGUUUUUACCUUCAGGUUUAGACGAAAUGCUUUCAGACGAGGAAGGAUCUUAUAGUAGUAGAAUAUCGAAUAAAAGUGAGAAGAAUAUGGCAGACUUCGAUGGAGAGGAGAGUGGUUGCGAAGAAGAAUUAGCUCAAUUAGCGGCACGCCAUUUAACAGCUAUACAAAUGCAAGCUUAUCAUCCUCAUCAUUCCCAUCCGACGAUGACGAUCAGACGAUCUGUUUGUCGUCCUCCGCAAGUGAGGAGCGUUCGCCAAACAGUUACGCGCGUCAGUUCCCAAUUCAACUUGGAUACCGUGUGUAAACCUGGAAGUACAUUGUUGUGGGACUUGCUGCAAGACGAUAAAAUUGGUCAUUUAGGAGAAGGUCUAGCUUUGGAAGCUGAGAAGGCGUUAUGCAACCUUCUUUGCUUCAAUGUUGAUCGAUUGAUACCUAUGAAGUUCAUAGAAGGUUGCUUGGAGAAUCUCGCGACCAACCGUUCCGUGGUUGUGUCUCUGAGGCUAUUGCCUAAAUUACUCGCCAGUUUCCAACAGUUCGGCGCAAUGGACGCUCAUACGAUAACGACAUGGGCGGAUCGCGAACGUGGAAUGAUGAAACAUUUUUUCAAUAACCUAAAGACGUAUACCAGUACAGGUCCAAAAAACAGUUUGUAUUCCCAUCAAACGGAAAUACAAGUUAGAUUGCAGUUUUUAUCAUCGAUAUUUUCGCCUCUGGGUUCACCCGACUGUUUUCGCUUGAGCCUAGAGCAAGUAGAUAUAUUGUGGCAGUGUUUGUCGCAAGAUCCAACAUGCGCUGACGAGCUCUUCAGUUGGUUGCUCAGUCAAGCAAAGUCAACGGAACAGCACGCUCUCGGAAUGGACACACUUAAACAUUUAUGCAUGCGCAAAUUGCCAAGUCUACCACCCGAAACUAUCAGCAUGAUUGGCCUUAGUCUUUUCCAACAAUUGUGCAACUUGGCUCGUUUGGCCGCUGCGCAUUUGGAUAGACCUUUAAGAGACGUGGAUUCGGUUGGUAUGGAUUUCCUAUGGAGAAUCGCGUUGAAAGCUAAAAGUACAGACGUUAGUAUGGCGGCUAUACAAUAUUUAAACGGAUAUUACAUGUCCAGGCAGCUGACUCAAGAAGCAGAAUUUGUUUCGCAGUGCAUGACCCAUCUUGCCGCGGCUAGCGGUGAUUUAGAAACGAACGAAGAAGCUAGUUUACGUUGCAUACAAAGAGCUUUGUUAUUGCUAAGAACGCACCUGGAAGCGUUUCGAAAACGGUACGCGUAUCAUUUGCGUCGCUGGGUAUUGGAAGGCAGAGGUGCCGGCAGUCACGUAGCCAUGAACACUUCUGAAAAGGGACAACAAUUAAGAAUAUUUGUACAGCCUGCUGGAAUCCCUGAAAAAACGAGCUUCACCCUUCUCAGCACCGAUUAUGUCGCCGAUCUAAGAGCAGAAGUUGCUAAAUGGUGGGAUGAUACACAGAAUAAUCAAGAAAAGUCUUUAUCCACUACGAGUUCGAGUCAGAAUAAUGGAUCGGUAUUGGGAUCCCUACUUACAGAUGGCCCGAUUAGAAUGAUUACGCAGGGUCAGGAGCUAACUAUCGAUUUCGACGAGAAAACAUUGCAAGAGAUGGGCUUUAAAGAUGGUCAACUAGUGUUCAUUUCACCUGGCGCUGGUCGGGGUAACGGUACAGGUAGAUGUAACAAACGAGACAUGGACUCGCCGUCCCUUUUACCACCUCCUCCUCGAGAAUCUUUACCAACGUUAUUGUUAUUGCGACCGCAAUACUUUGAACAGUUGUUUACGUUGAUGAGGACUCUGAGCGCCAUGAAAACGGUUGUUAAAGGAGGACAGGAGAUUCCUCAUACGAAAGCUCAAGUACUUUCGAGGAGAGUUUGGGACACAUUAACGUUGCUACCGACUAGUCCAACUUUACUAAGAGGUUUCCAGAAGUUGGGAGAGACCACUCUGCAAGAAUUGUUAGAUCCUGCUAGUCCUCAAAAAUUGAUGUAUUCUUUAUAUAUCGUAGAAUCUUUGAGUAGACGUAGUACUACGAGUCAGCCUUCUACCGUGAACUCUACAUCCUCUACAGCUGCCCACGAGGGUGGCGGGGAUGCAGACGAUAAUCACGACGAUAAGGAAAAGGAUGUUGCUUGGUCUGCGUUGUUCGUUCAGCACGGUGGCCUGCGUCAUUUGUUCGAUAUUUUUAUGUCUGGAUGUUUAGAACAAGGAGACGGUAGCGAGUGGCAGCAGGACUGUCUCGCUAGUCUGUUGAAGCAACUGUGUCAUUUGGGCGUUGUUAAAGAAGAAAAGAAACGUAGUAAAGCGGACAAAUUGCUCGUACCUAAAUUGAGCGAAGCGAUGCUUUCGAUGAUGAACGUCGACGCUGUCAUGUCUCGAAUAACGAGUAUAUUAAACGAAGCAUCCUUGCCCAGAGAUCCGAAUCAUUACAAGACAGGACUGUUCGGAAGAUCGCAAGUUAUACAUUACACUAUGGCUCUACUAGUUUGUUGGGUACACAGCGACGAAACUGUUAGACAGUAUCUGUUCUUGUCGUCAGAGCCGUUUGGUAAGACAUGGUUACGAAGACUGGUUCUAGAAGAUCCCGAACCAGCAGUGAGAAGAGAGGUUUGUACAGCACUAUAUAGAUUAUGUUUGGGUACUACAGGAUCCGACGAUGACAAUUCUGAUAUUCCCAAUUUGAUCGUACCAAUGCUAAACACGUUAUUAGAGCACCUUGUGAUCGCGGAGGCAAUGCAGCCUUCUCAUCGAAAACCCGACUUGCCGCUACACCUGCAUUCGGUACUCGACGACGGGAAAGAACCAUACGGACCUGCUUGCAGAGAUUACUUUUGGCUCGUUUGUCGAUUAGUCGAUUCUCUCCCAGAAGAAGCUAUCAAGGAAGGUUCGGAUGACUCCAAUUCGACAAUAGAUAUCGAAGCUUUGGCAAUAAGAGUGAUCGACUCUGUUUUAAAUAGAGAACAUCUCGAGACGCGUCACAACACUAUCGAAGACGACUGCUUAGUGGGAUUAUUGAAUCUUACUUGUAACAUCAUGACGCACAAUCCACCAUGUAAACAGGGAAAAAUCGGACAAAACUUAUUGCACGAAGUAUUCGACUUCCUAUUUGCGUUGCCAAAUCCUCGAUCGAAACAUGUUCCAAAAUGUAAAAGCCAAGUCUCCAGGUCGGCAGCUUUCGAUCUUUUGGUGGAACUUGUGAAAUCUGCUCCUGACAAUUACAGAAUUCUUCACGAGAAACUGUUGGCCCAGCACAAACCUGGACCUCAUUCCCCGUAUCCGUGGGAUUACUGGCCACACGAAGACGGACGUUCCGAUUGCGGAUACGUAGGCCUGACGAAUUUAGGCGCAACUUGUUACAUGGCCAGCUGCAUGCAACAUCUGUACAUGAUGCCACAAGCCCGUAUCUCGAUAUUAGGUGCCGAUUGUAACAGAGCAAACAAACACCAGCUCACGUUGAGAGAACUGCAGAGAAUGUUCGCCUAUCUUUUGGAGUCUGAAAGAAAAGCUUACAAUCCUCGAAGCUUCUGUCGGGUGUAUACUAUGAACCACGAGCCACUCAACACGGGAGAACAAAAGGAUAUGGCCGAGUUCUUUAUAGACCUCGUAUCAAAACUGGAGGAAAUGACGACCGAUUUGAAGAACUUGGUGAAAACGCUGUUUUGCGGUGUGAUAUCUAAUAAUGUCGUAUCCUUGGAUUGCGAACACGUAAGUAGGACACUCGAAGAAUUUUAUACGGUACGCUGUCAGGUAGCAGACAUGAGAAAUCUUUAUGAAAGUUUAGAUGAAGUUACAGUGAAAGACACCCUCGAAGGAGACAACAUGUACACGUGUUCACAGUGCGGUAAGAAAGCCAGAGCUGAGAAGAGAGCGUGUUUUAAGAAGUUACCGCAUAUAUUGUGCUUUAAUACAAUGCGUUACACUUUCAAUAUGGGAACCAUGUUAAAGGAGAAAGUGAAUACACAUUUUAGUUUUCCGCUGAGAUUGGACAUGUCUGGAUACGUCGAGAAGAAACUUAUGCCUCAACAUUAUCAAGAGGAGAAGAAAGCAUCGGAGAAGAAGAAAACCGAAGGCGACUGUCAACCAGGGGUGGAUAACGACGCCGACGAAGAAGAAAAGGAAUAUUAUCAAUACGAUUUAAUAGGCGUAACGGUUCAUACUGGAACAGCCGACGGUGGACACUAUUAUAGUUUCAUUAGAGAUCGCACGUCUCCUAAUAAAGAUAAAUGGUUUUUGUUUAACGACGCCGAGGUUAAACCGUUCGAUCCGAAUCAAAUAGCAGCAGAAUGUUUCGGUGGCGAAAUGACAAGUAAAACUUACGAUUCAGUUACAGACAAAUUCAUGGAUUUCAGUUUCGAGAAAACUAAUUCUGCUUAUAUGCUUUUCUACGAAUGGUGCGCAGAUUCUGGCGAUCAAGCUAAAGAGGAAGAAGCCACCGUGUCCAGUCCAAACGGACGGCAACCCUCUUCGUUGGUUCAAAAGAACACUAACAAGCUACCACCUUUAGAGUUGAACAAAGAACUCGAAGAUUGGAUAUGGCAAGACAACAUGCACUUCUUACAAGAUAAAAAUAUAUUCGAGCACACGUAUUUCACAUUUAUGUGGCAGAUAUGUGGCUACAUACCGCAAACGUUGCUUUCCGUGCAACCUGAUAUAACAGAAAUGUCAGCUGAUCUUUCAACGUCGUUCUUUAUGGAAACCUUCAUCCAUGCAAAGGAAAAGCCAACUAUGGUACAAUGGGUGGAACUGUUAACGAAACAGUUUAACAGUUCGGCUGGUGCAUGCGCUAGAUUCCUCGAAAGAAUGGCUGGGGAUUCGUGGUGGCCGAUUCAAAUUCUAGUCAAGUGCCCUAAUCAAAUGGUAAGGCAGAUGUUUCAAAGGUUGUGCAUUCACGUCAUACAACGAUUGCGCGCUACUCAAGCACCUCUGUAUCUUCUUUGCGACGAGGAGAACGAUAUAAAUACCGUGGGUACACGGUCAUGCGUAACAAGAUUCGUGAGGAUGCUGUUGUCCCUCAUGGAACAUGCGAAACAACAUUUGAAACAUCUCACCGAGUACUUCAGUUUUUUAUAUGAAUUUAGCAAAAUGGGCGAGGAAGAGACUCUGUUUCUGAUAAGAGUGCAAGCCAUAUCGACCAUGGUGAACUUUUAUCUCGGGCACAAGACGCAUGAAUUUGUUGACUCGGUUAGCGAAGAAGAGGAAGAGGAAGAGAUCGUUGCCAUGCCAACGGAGAAACUGAGACCUGCAUCUUUAGAUAAGAUGAUCACACUGAUAGCAACCUUGGUUGAACGUAGCAGGGGACCUGACCACAGAUUGGCAUUGUCUCCAGCUGAUCUUAGCGCCGUGGCAGGAGGCAAAGGAUUUCCCUUCUUAUAUCAGCAAACACGAGACGUCAUCAAUCUCAAUCAGACGCGAAAUUUAAUUCAAUCUUUAUGUCGUUGGAACGAUAGAUUAGCCAUACAUAUUGUGACAAUGAUAUUCCAAGCUAUAACGAAACAUACAGACGUGUGCCAACCAUUUUUCAAACUUCUAACAUUGUUAACGGAGAGCUCAGGACCAAGUGGACUGCCUUGUAUGACCCAGCUGAUAUUAGGCAGAGUGUGGGAAGCGGCUAGAGUCGCACCGCACGGGGCAUUGGAAUGGCUAGCUUUAGCUGUAACAAGGAGCAAGCUCGCGCACGCUUGGGUGUUACAAGGCUUGGACACGUGGUUGCAACAUUUCCUGUUGGAACAUUCGAAUCAAAGAGUUCGUUCUGCUGCUGCUUUUCUUCUCGUCUCUCUGGUACCCUCUACCCAUUUCAGACAGGGUUAUCGCAGUGCUCACAGAUUAGGUUUGGGAUGCAAUACGUCUAGAGAACUCCAACUAUCUCCAGAAGCUACUUUAAUCUUGCAUCAAAUAUACACGGCACUUCUACGAUUAUUGCAACCCGCAAGACAUUACAUCGAUAUACAGACUCAUGGUACAAUGAAACUCACUGCCUAUUUUGCAUUACUCACAUAUUGCGUUGUUUCCAAGACGGAAAAAUUAAUGUUUGGACAAUAUUUAAAUGAUUUAUGGACAUUAUUUCACCCGAAACUUUCUGAGCCUAGCAUUCCAGUUCAUCACAAUAAGCAAGCUGUACUAUUGUUCUGGUACCACGUUUGCUCAGACUGUCCAGAAAACGUUGCUCUAAUACUUCAUAAUCCGCACAUUACUAAAAAUAUUGCAUUUAACUAUAUACUAGCCGACCACGAGGACCAGGACGUGGUGUUAUUUAACAGAGUAAUGUUACCUGCUUAUUAUGGUUUGUUACGACUUUGCUGUCAACAAUCGCGCACUUUUACACGACAGUUAGCUGCACACCAAAAUAUUCAAUGGGCAUUCAAAAACAUUACACCUCAUCCUACUCAGUAUUCGACUGCUGUUGACGAACUUUUUAAACUGAUGCAGUUAUUAGUUGCAAGACACUCUGAUCAAACGGAGCAAGAAGAAUCGGAGGUCGCGUCAUUUAGGAGAGGAACAUUAUCUUCUUAUUUACAAGGAUUAGACGGACGGUCAUGUUGGGCUACCCUCAUCUCUGCGUUCCGAAUCCUUAUUGAAUCAGAUGAUGAUCGUCUGUACGUUGUGUAUAACGGAGGAUUAAGUAUGGCUUUGGAAGCAUUUCAUAUGUUACAUAUCAUGUAUCAUGAAGCCACGGCGUGCCACGUUGCUGGAGACCUAGCUGAAUUAAUAGCAAUUAUUGUGGAACUAGUACGGUGCAUCAGAACUGCCAGAGAAGGACCUGAUGCGAGAAAUAUAUUGGCCAAUUGCAAAGAAUGGCCGGACAUUCUUCGAAAAUUAGCAACGUUGUUGAAUACGUACAAUCCUCCGGAUAUGCGAAAUCUUGCUAUAGAUCUUUUGAAAGAGCUCGUCAUGCUUGUUCCUGCUGAAGCUAUAUUAAUUUUAGCACCUUUGCUCUCACACUGCCAUGCAGCUCUCCAAGAACCUCACGCCGCUGUCCCACCUGGUUCAUACCUUCCAAGAAGAUCUACUCCUUCCGGGAAGAUGCCUACUCGACCUGCUCGGCCGAUGGUUCAAAUGGCCGUGCCGCAUUCUCAGUUAGAAGCGUCGAAAGGAGUGGAUCCGGAAUACGACAGCGCUUUGCUUGAGUUUUAUUUACCGUAUCACGAACUCAUCGACGUAAUGUGCAGAUUAGCGAUCAAUAAUGAUUGCAUGAUGGACUCGUUAGUCAACUUGAGCGCUAUGUUAGGUUUUGAAGGUGUUCCAUUACACUUAGCGUUGUUCCCUAGACUAUGGUUAGACGUUCAUGCUGCUACACACAUAGACAGAAAACAUAUUGCGUCACUUUUAUGCUCUUCCUACACAGUGGACUACGUAGACGCUGUGUUAUUAGAUGAAAGGUCAUCGUUAGGAGUUCCCGCAAUUCACGCCUUUCUUAAGACUUUCUUUCCCAAACUUGCUAACCACGUGUUGACCGAACAGACUUGUUUACUUAUCGAUAACCUGGUUAGUUCAAUGGUGGCGAUGGUCGAAGCGGUUGAUAUUCAAGCUUCUGCUCAUAGAUUAACAGGAGACUUAAGAGCGCUGGCUCUGGUCUAUAGCAGCAGUACAAGACUGAAACCACCGUCUAGCUUGCUACCAGCUCUAGAGACGCUGUUAUCUCGAACCAGAUCCAUUAAAGUGAAAGAAUCCAGUCAACAGGAAACGGAGAAUCCAUCGAAGAAACACGUCGAAGAGAAAGACAAACCAGAAGUGAACGACAUGACCUCCUCUGAUUCUGGAGACGAUAAAACCAUAUCAAGACACAAGAGUAACAUCGAAGCUGAAAACGUUCCAACGAGUAUCAGUACAAUAUCGCCGAGUUUGAUCGAUACCGUGACUGCUAACAAUUGCACGAAUCAGUUACGAUGUUCGUUAACAAACGUCUCUUGGCUUGAAAUGUUGGAGAAGACCAUUGUCGAUCUGCAAAUGAUUGUGCAAUUACAAACGAAAAGCAACUAAUUCUGUACAUGUUUUUGAAUGGUGCUUUUACCGUAGAAGCAUACAAUACAGGACUAAGUUUAUGUGUAACUGUGUGGUUCUUUAAGAUAACAAGACGGAAAUUUAGUUAUACGUUCAGGAUCUAUACGGACAAAUUUUUAGUGCGUUUUGUGUUUUAUAAAAAAAAAAAUGAAAAAAAGAAGAACAUGAAAUGAUACAUACUUUUUUGCGUACGUAUCCGAUGCGAUUAAUUUUCCAAAUGUAGGCGAAUAAGAUACUUCUAUCGACUUAAGUUAUACUAAUAUGAAAACAAAAGAAAAGGAAAGGAAAUGAACCAUUAAUCAGGACUGAAGAAUUUUCAUUUUAUGUAAUAAAUGUUCGUUAGUGCUGUGAGAUUACCUAUCUCUUGGCAAACAUUUGCGUACCACUAUUUCGUGUGUACAGUAAUAUAAGCCGCCCAGUAUUCAUUAACAGGAAUUGUGAAAAGCCUUGAGAUAGCUCAAGAGAUACAAUUACAAAAGCUUCGUUAAAACUAUAAUCAUUUUUUUAUACUUGUCUCAAUUUUUGAGAGAUGUCACAGGGUUCUUUAAAUUUUCCAAGGUAAUGUAUAAAAAUAAUAUUUUUUCAAUCAGCGUUUUCAAGUAUGGUUACUCAUUUACACACUGGUCUACAAGCUGAUCUACAUUAACUUGUCAUUGUAACAUACUUUUCAUCGUACUUUUAAUGUGUUGAACCAGUACUUUUAUCCUAUAGUUCGUCGCGUGUAUUUCCAACCAAUUAACGUGUUGUAGGAUUAUGCUAAUUUUCAUUCUACCGUGUUCAAAAUACACACGGAUAGAGAACACUUUAUUUAUUCUUUUCUUUAAGGUAAAUUGCCCUAAUAAUUCCGGUAGAUUUACUUUUCAUAUUCGCGGAUGUAUUUCGUUGUGUUUAGAAAUUAAAAUUCUUCGAUUGAAAUUUUCGAAUCCAUCUAAAAUAUGCACAACAAAUCGUGAUUGUUUCAAUUACUAGAAUUAUACCUUAUCCUUUCUAAAUUUUCGUAUUACGUACUACUAUUUUUCUUUCUUUUGCGAAAAUUUCAUUUUCGUUGAAACAACAAAUUUUAAUGAUUUUUCUCACAAUUGUGACCGUACAGACAUUCUUAAUUACAAUGAUUAUAAAUAAGAUUUCAUAGCAUUCAUAAAACUGUUAAAUCGCUCUCUCUCUCUCUCUCUCUCUCUCUCUCUCUCUCUCUCUCUCUCUCUCUCUCUCUUGUAUGAACGUCAAAAAAAAAAAAUAAAGAUCUCACAUCACGAAUGAACAGUUGUGAAAUUUUUCAAAGGGAAAUUUUCAAAAAGAAAACAUAUCCAUAUGAAUCGUUAUGUAUACACUUUAUUUAUUGCUUAAUUAUAUUGAUUACUACGUACGCCGUUACAAAAGGAAAAUUUAUAUUUGUCGUAAUUUCGUUUAUUUAUUAAUAACUACAUUUGAAAAGAAAUCGAUACAAUUGUGUUCCAAUUUUCAAUUUUUUCCAUGAUUCUGUGUUCUAAAUGAAAAUGCGUGCUAGAAUCUUUCGAGUCACUCUAGCUGCUCGGUAAAAUAGUACUUCGAACACUAUCGAAUCAUGCAUAUCUCAAGAAAUGUAUUUUACUUAAUUUUUCGCACAUCGAAAUAAAUCAUGCGUCAUCUCGAAAUGAAAUCUCGUCGAAUCAGCAUUUUCUAUCGAUUUAUCGGAAAGUAGACUUCCCGAUACGUAUUCCCAACGUAACAUUCGAAAUACUGUUUUACCCAGGCCUAGUACGUUUAAACAAGGAAUCUGUAAUUUAUUGUGUACGCUUGUAUAAUGCGAGAGUAUGCACACACAUAUACGCGAUUAAUAACCAGACGCACGUUCUCGUCAUAAUUGAGCUUAUUGUCAGACGAUGGCACUAAAGUAUAUCUCGUCCACUUUGAACGUCAGAAAUCAACCUGUGUAUUUACAAUUUAGAUGAUACGAUACAGUAGCGAAUCGACGAAUGAUUGCAGCGAAUAACGAGGAUUAAGGUUAUCGGUGUUCUUGGCCGAAAUGCUUAUUUCCUUGGCGCGUUGACAUUAUUUAAUUAAGGAGAGGAGGCCAUGAAUAAGACGAGCAAUUUUUUAGAUACAAUUUCGGUUUAUAAUUCGAGUUGCAAGUAGUACAUUGAACGAAUUGAGGAUAGAAAAUUGUUUAUCUUUUAUUCGUCGUACGUUUUAUUCAUAUGUGUCGUGGUAUACCAUGUCGGGUUAAUAGACACAGUUCUCAUUAGGAUAACCUUCUUUGUUUGAACUCUUGGUUGCUUUGCAGAAGUGUCGAGGACAGUAAACGAAGGGGUUAUGUCUGUCUUGAUUUGUAGUCAGGAGGCAAUCGGUAUUGUUCAUCUUGAAUGCAGCAUGGAUAAGGGAGUAUACCACGACAAAGAAUUUGAUAACAAUGUUUUAUUUGAACAGUUAAUCAGAAGUUUAGAAAUAUUUGGUUAUUCGUGUCUAUUGUGUAAUGAACUCAGUUCUGUUAAAGAAGCGUUCGUCCAAACUGUUGCCCCCUUGCAACAUGAUUAAACGUGAAACAAUACUUGGAACGAUUCGAUAGGAAAUGUAUUGUUUUCUGUUUGUUGCAAGUUGAUGACCCUGAAUUUCGAGGAGUUAGUUACGCCACGAAUAAAGGCGACUGCUUUCAAGUCCGUUUUAAGAUGAACUUCAUGACGCAAUAAGUAUUAAAUAAAAAGGAAUAUAAGUGAGCGUAUUAAUUUCAUGUUUUCUCGCGUAGACAGUUCUUUCAGGCACGUUAAUGUUACCCAUUAAGAAGCUCGUUCUCUCGAUGUGUUUGUUAAUAGGCGUUGAGAACAGAAACGAAACAUGUUCGGUAGGUUUUUAUCAAGAGACGAAGUAAGUAUUCGUAUCUGCUUGUUUAACAUCGCGUAACGUUACAAAACUGUAUUUCUACAUUCAAAGUAAUAACGUAAUUGUGAUGAAAACACUGUGAUCAGUGAUAUUAGGUCUAUUCUCCGCUGAUUUGCAAAUGUAACAAAACGAAAUACGGACGUAACAAACGUAUCUGUGCACGCACACGCAUUACAAUGGAUUUUCAAACGAAACAACAACAACAACAAAAAUCAAAUAUUUUUAACUAUUACGUGUCGGUGGAGAUCAUUUAAGUUCGAUGCGAAGUUGAGGAAAAACGGAAGGAAAGAAUGUAAAAAAAAGACGUGUAGGUCGUAUAGAAGUAACGUGGGAGGGAAGCAUUUACAUUUAGUUUUAAUUAUUACCAAACGACAAAAUGCCUUUGUCUUACGAAACGCGUUUCGAUAAUCUCCAUAUUUAUAAAUAAAGCGAAAAAUACACACACGAUAGGACGCUUGAGCUUUCGAGUAAUUCGAUUCGGAGGUGGUUAAGACUGUAUAAAAAAAAUACAUUUGGGGUGUACUAUGAUACUUUUAACAUUUUAUCAGCCUUCCGAAAGUAUCGGAACUAUUUCGCCAGAUUUGUAUCUCCAGCAUGUGUUUACAUUUAUGUAUUCAUUUAUAUACUUAAGGUGUAUAGUUUUUGAUCGAUGAUAAAUAAACUCUUUUCAUUUUAAACUUC
Messenger RNA from Hylaeus volcanicus, 13922 nucleotides. RefSeq names its product ubiquitin carboxyl-terminal hydrolase 34 (gene puf). Gene Ontology annotation, biological process: protein deubiquitination. The coding region runs from base 171 to 10367 and encodes 3398 amino acids. The transcript is spliced from 12 exons. Gene Ontology annotation, molecular function: cysteine-type deubiquitinase activity; cysteine-type endopeptidase activity. NCBI's taxonomy places the organism in Eukaryota, Metazoa, Arthropoda, Insecta, Hymenoptera, Colletidae. The record is from RefSeq and is a predicted model, not a curated record. Gene Ontology annotation, cellular component: nucleus; cytosol.